AUGGACCUCAGACUGAUGGACGUCGAGGGAUACGUGGGAGUUGCCGUGGAGGUGCACCGCGACGCUACUGGGUCUGUGGACUACGCCGUGGAGCAUCCCCCUGCCGUCGGAUUCCCGGAGACCAUCUGGAUCUUUGAUGACGACGACGCUCCCAUCUUCUACGAUGUUCUGGCUCCAUACGAGGAAGAAGAAGACCCAGAGGGAGAAGACCGAGAGGAAGAAGACCCAGAGGAAGAAGACUCUGAAGAGGAAGACCCCGAGACGGAAGACUCCGACGCCUGGUCCGACUGGAGCACCAGCGAAGACUCCGGCUACGACAGCCUGGACGAGGACGAAGAAGACCUGGAGGACGGCGAAGAAGAGGACGGCCGACCCCGCUCCCCCCUUGUCCAGCGUCUCCCCCCUCCUGCUGGUGCUCCGGUCAUCGCUGCUCCCGCUGCUCCCCCAGAGGACCUUGCCGUCCACAUCAGCUCCUUCCUCAAGAGGAUCCGGGAGGAGUGCGAUGUGGAGGCCCAGGUAAGUACGAAGAGGCAGCGGGUCAGCGAAGAGGACGACGCGCAGCCUGGACCAUCCACUUCGUCCACAGACCACAAAUCAGUCGGUGUCGCUGCUCCGGUCGUUUACUCUGAGCUUUUAGAGCGUUUUUUGAACAUUUUUAUCUUCUUCUUGUUGAUUUGUUCCCGUUCAGACCCGACUCCGGUGCAGCUGAUCGUCCAGUUCCUGGAGCAGGCGUCCAAACCGUCGGUGAACGAGCAGAAUCAGGUUCAGCCUCCAGCAGACAACCGCAGGAACCGAACCCUGAAGCUGCUGGCGCUGAAGGUCGCCGCACACAUGAAGUGGGACCUGGAUUCACUGGAGAAAGGACUGACCAUCCCAGUGUUGAACAUGCUGCUGAAUGAGCUGCUGUGUGUCAGCAAAGUGCCUCCAGGUGUGAAACAUGUGGAUCUGGAUCUGUCCACUCUGCCUCCGACCACCGCCAUGGCAGUGAUCAUCUACAACCGCUGGGCCAUCAGAACCAUCGUGCUGAGCAGCUUUCCAGAGAAACAAACCAAACCAGGACCUCAUCAGAUAAACAUGUUAAAUAUCGUGCAGCAGGAGAAAGAAAUGACAGAAAACAUCCUGACUGUGCUGAAGGAGCAGGCGACCGACUCCAUCACCGUCCUGGAAGGAGCUCUGCAGCUGAAGAAGGACUUCUACGUCCACACUCUGAGGACUCUGGACCUGCUGGCCGCUGACGCUGCCGCUAACGGAGAAACCGAAUCCUCCACAGCCGGGCUUCGAAUCAGCGCCGAUGACCUGCACUGUCAGGUGCAUUAUGAUCUGGGAGGUAUUUUCUUCCAACAAGGCUGCACCGACCAGCCAACCUAUGAGAAGGCCAGAGAUCACUUCAGACAGACCAAGGAGCUCUUGAAGAAGCUGGACUCGACCGUCCACGUCCACCUGGACGAGAAGCGUCUGGCCGGUUACUGGAACGCCUGCAGAGCUCUGACCGGAGACUGUGACCCCUGCGACCCCCAGACGACCCCCUACGACCAGAUCAACAGCCUGAUCCGAGCCCACAACCACCAGGCCGUCAUGGAAGCCUUCAUCAAAGACAACGUGUCCCGCAGUUUACCGAACCACUUCAGACGCUCGGUUCUCAGAGAGUUCUUGUACAAAGUCCAGCAGGGGGAGUCCGGUCUGGAUGAAGUUUGUCAUCAACUUUGUGUCUGUAACGCCGUGAGAGACGCUCUGGAAGGAGAAAUCCUCAGCAUUCGUUUCCAGCAGCUGCUCCUCAAGCCUAGUAAACGGAUCGUGGACUUCAUCUUAGAGGUGGUCUACGAUAAAGGAGAGAUCUACUCGUUCUCCAAGCACGGACGUUUUUGCCACGAGAUAAAGAUGAACUACUCUCCGUACACGAACUACUUCACCCGAGUCUUCUGGAAUCGCUCGUAUCACGUCUACAAAGUGAACUCCGUCAUCUCCUUCCAGUACUGACGGCAGAUCGGACUCCUCUCGUAUUUAAGAUCACAUCCACAGUUGGACACUCUGGGCUUCUGCAAGCGUCUCGUCACUGUUACGUCGAAGCCGCACGUUCAGCAGGGAUCGGCUGAGGACGCCGCACCGACCUCCACGUGUCGAAGUCGAAACACGCCAUAUUAAUCACUGUACUGUACUUUUAUAAGCCAUGCGUUACUGUCAGUGUUACUGUGAGGCAUUUAAUGAAGGGGGGAUGGAUGAGAGUCGUCUGUGGUCACUUUGUGCAGAAGCUGCUCAGAUUUAAACAAACAGCGGUCGUAUUUUCAGUCAUCUAUAUCUCAACAAUUGUCAUGAAAUUUACUACAAAUAGCACCCGAAGGAGUUCUAUUAUCUGCUCACAUUUCCUCCAGAGUGGUUGAAAUUUGUAUUAAAAUGUCUUUUUUUUUGGCCUUUAGUGGACAGUUAGAGGAAAAACAAAUGGAAGCUGUGGGGAAAGAGAAGAUCUGUACUGGCUGGGAAUUAAAACUUCUGAUUAUGAACCCUAAAAGACAUGGGUCAUCGGGUCGCCUUAUGGUGAAACAUUAUGACAAAUAUUGAACAGAUAGCCAUGAAACUUUUGCACACGCAUUUGCAUUGACGAGCCAUAACAUGAAAACCACCGAAAUAACAUUUAUUCUUCAUUCUGACAUGUCGGGGCAAAGAUACAGGAUCUCUGGUGGCAUCAGGAAGCUAGCAGAUCUUUUUGGUCAAGUGGCUUACAGCGUUUGUCUUCGGCCUCGAUGGAUUGGACCCAUCGAUGAUCCACUGGAUUGGGAUUUAGGGAGUGUUGAGGCUGCGUCAGUGCCUUGAGCUCUUGGUCAUGCUCCUCGAGCUGUUCUUAGGUGGUUUUUGAGGUGUAGCUGGGUAUGUUGUCUGAAUGGGGUCUGUUGUUACCCACAAGGAGGGUUCUUGGUCUGGAGCAAAGUUUAUGUACACUACUGUUCAAAAGUUUGAGGUCAUCCAGACGAUUUCACGAUUUAUUCAACGCUUUUAUUCAUGUUUUAUUUAUGUGCUAACAUAAUUCCACAAGGGUUUUCUAAUCAUCAAUGAGCCUUUCAACACCAUUAGCUAACACAAUGUAGCAUUAGAACACAGGAGUGAUGGUUGCUGGAAAUGUUCCUCUGUACCCCUAUGGAGAUAUUCCAUUAAAAAUCAGCCGUUUACAGCGAGAAUAGUCAUUUACCACAUUAACAAUGUCUACACUGGAUUUAUCAUUCAUUUGAUGUUAUCUUCAUUGAAAAAACUGCUUUUCUUUCAAAAAUAAGGACAUUUCUAAGUGACCCCAAACUUUUGAACAGUGAUCAGUGGUACAUGUCAGAAUAGCUUCCAGAUAAAUACCAGGACUCAAGGUUUCCUAGCAGAACAUUAUGUUGUUAUGGAAAAAAUAAACGUUGCACACUUUGUCAAUGGGUUUUAAUGAUGUGGCUGAUCGGUGUUGAUCUCCUUCAGGAUAAAUUCUAAUCGCUGCAGUGAUGCCGUAGUAUUUUUAAAUUUAGUUUUAUGUUAUACAAACAUCCUUUCAGCUGGACUGAAUGUUUUGUGCUAAGUAGCAAAUGCUAACAUGCUAAAUUUGAGGUGGUGGAACAUGUGGUAGCCAAACUUUUGCAAAUUGUGAGGAUGUUAGCAUUUAGCUCACAAUGCAGCGUCGUGGAGCCUCUAGCGUGGCUCUGGAAUAUUUAUGCAGUUAUCUCAACAUGACAGAUUAACUUAUGACUUUAACGGAUCAUUGUCAUUGUGGUCUGUUCCUGUUUUUACGCUCACUGGCCUCUUUAUUUGGCUAUCUAAUACAACCCAAUAAAAAAACAGGGCAAGAAGUUCUACUUAUUUGAAACUGCAACAUUUUUUGUUGACUUUGGCAAAAAAGAUGAUCAACUUUAUGUUGCUUAUUGAGUAUUUAGUUGGUGGUACUGCUGUGCUGGACUGCAUUAUUUUGUCCAUCCCAUUAACAUACAUGAAGAGUAAAGUACACGUGAAACAACCAUGAUAGAUUAAAAAAAGGUCAGAAACUGAAAAUGGAGAAGCAAAAAGUUCAAUUUAUGGCAAAGCCGUUGGGUCAUUCCAGGCCUGAAGGACUUUUGGGCUUCAAAAUUUUUAAAAAAUUAAUCUUCUGUUUUACAAUUUUCUACUACAUAUUCAUCAUAAUAGGUCAUAAACUAUGGAAGGCUUGAUUAGCUCAGGUUACACAUCAAUGGAACCAUUUUUAUUCCAUGUUUUAUGUGUUGUUUGCUAACCCUACUCUAAUCACAGUAGUAGGGUUGCUAAUCCAUGCUAAUGUUAGCUUUUUCUCAGCAGUAGAUGCUAGAUAUUUAGCUCGCUGUUGCUGCUGACCAAGAGGACAAACUGACUGAUGGAAAAAAGUAAAAACAAUGAGUCUGAUCCUGAUGAUAUGAGGUAGAGUGAGACAUUCAAUCAUGGCUGCCAAUGUGAUGGAAACAUGAAAAAUAGAAGGGAGGCCACAGCUUUGCUCUACACAUUCUUUAGGAAAUCUGUUUGAUGAUGUUAAUUCCAGUGUAUCACGUGAUUCACGGUUUUCUUCUACCACCUGAAAAAGGUUCUGCUAACAGGGUUGUUGUGGGACACAUGAAUAAUAAUUAUCAUUUGAAAUAUUAUGUUGAUGCAAUAAAAUGUUCCCACAAUUACAAAAGACAUCAAUGAAAAAAAUAAUCCCAAAAAGAAAAAUGUUUGUUCAUUUCUAUUUAUCUGCAUUUUUCAUCUGUCUGACAUCAGGAAGAUUUUUAUAAGAAAACUUUCCUCCCAACAAG
Molecule: messenger RNA, 4760 nt
Organism: Acanthochromis polyacanthus (spiny chromis)
Lineage: Eukaryota; Metazoa; Chordata; Actinopteri; Pomacentridae
Product: integrator complex subunit 8-like
Exons: 13
Coding region: 1-1977 (658 amino acids)
Biological process (GO): snRNA 3'-end processing
Cellular component (GO): integrator complex; membrane
Source: RefSeq, a predicted model, not a curated record